Mercurialis annua (annual mercury) is the source of this 2806-nucleotide messenger RNA. Its product is annotated as YTH domain-containing protein ECT4-like. Gene Ontology annotation, biological process: mRNA destabilization. The transcript has 9 exons. NCBI's taxonomy places the organism in Eukaryota, Viridiplantae, Streptophyta, Magnoliopsida, Malpighiales, Euphorbiaceae. Bases 233 to 2272 code for a protein of 679 amino acids. Gene Ontology annotation, molecular function: mRNA binding. The record is from RefSeq and is a predicted model, not a curated record. Gene Ontology annotation, cellular component: cytoplasm.
GAAUCACCACUUUAUUGUGAACAAAACCCUCUCUCUUUCGCUGAGCCCAAACCCUAACCCUUGGCGGCUGUGAAAAUACUCUUCAGUCUCCCCCAGCACAUCUUUUCCCCUUCUUUCCCUCUCAAAUCUCAAACGUCUCUCUUCAAAUUCCCAGUUUUCAAUUUUUUUGGGGGAGAUUUAGGGUUUUUCUGUAAGAUCUAGGGUUUUUAUUCGAGGUUUUAGUAUCCAAGUCAUGGCUACUGUUGCUCCUUCUGCUGAGAAAGCUGCAGAUUUGCUUCAGAAUUUGAGUUUGGAUUCUCAAGCGAAGCCCUUGGAAAUUCCUGAACCUACUAAGAAGACUUCUGUUUACCAGUAUGGGGCUGUUGAGUCUGGUGUUUCUGCUAAUGGUCAGAUCCCACAGGCGGACCGGUCGUUGACGCCGUUUUUACCUGAUUUGAUGGAUCCAACCAUGUGCUAUGUUCCUAAUGGCUACCACUCUCCUGCCGCCUAUUACUGUGUUGGUAGUGACUGGGAAGAUUUCUCCAGAUACGGAAACACAGAGGGAGUUGAGAUGGCAUCAGGGGUUUACGGGGACAAUGGGUCUGUUAUGUAUCACAGCGGUUAUGGUUAUUCGCCGUACGGACCAUAUUCACCAGCAACUUCUCCUGUUCCAACAAUGGGAAAUGAUGGUCAGCUUUAUGGGCCUCAGCACUACCAGUACCCUCCGUAUUUCCAGCCUCUGAACCCAACCAGUGGGCCAUUCACUCCUAAUCAAGCAGCAGCCACAUCUCAACCGGAGACCACCUCUGUCGCUCCUGAUCAAAAAGCCUUGCCUGUUGAUACAGCCAAAGGGAAUUCUACUGGAAUUGUGAACAGUGGUGGAGCAAAGGGUAACACCGGUUCUACUCCUUAUAAACCAUUUUACCAGAAUUCAUCUCUUAAUGGAUAUGGUAGGGGCGUUUUGCCAGGUGGUAUUAAUGGUUCGGGUUACCAGGAUCCAAGACUUGGUUACGAUGGGCAGUACAGAAGCACAGGAAUUACGCCUUUCGCAAAGGGUAAUAAUGCUCCUUCUACAAAGAAUAACAAUUACCGUCAGCCUUCCAACUACAUUGGUUUGCAGCAGUCUGGUCCAAUAUCUAGUAUGGGAUCAGCUCAUGGUUUUAUGAACAGGAUGUACCCCAACAAGUUCUAUGGUCAGUAUGGAAACACCUAUAGAUCUGGUAUGGGGUUUGGACCUGGUGGUUAUGAUUCUAGAAUGAAUGCGCAUGGGUGGUUGGCUGUAGAUGGAAAAUACAAACCCAGGGGACGAGGAAAUAACUAUUUUGGGUAUCGCACUGAGAACAUUGAUGGUUUGAAUGAGUUGAACAGGGGACCCAGGGCAAAGGGCUUUAAAAACCAAAAGGUCUUGACCCCUGUCACAAUAGCUGUCAAGGGACAAAACAUUCCAACAAUUGAAAAUAUUACUGAAGAUAAAGACGAAGCAGUUCCAGAGCGGGAGAAUUAUAAUAAAGCAGAUUUUCAAGAGAGCUAUGCUGAUGCUAAGCUUUUUAUAAUCAAGUCUUACAGUGAGGAUGAUGUGCAUAAAAGUAUCAAGUACAAUGUAUGGGCUAGCACCCCAAAUGGUAACAAAAAGCUUGAUGCAGCAUACCAGGAGGCUCAGCAGAAAUCUGGCGGCUGUCCUGUGUUUCUUUUCUUCUCGGUCAAUACCAGUGGUCAAUUCGUUGGUCUUGCGGAGAUGGUAGGAUCGGUUGAUUUCCACAAGAACGUCGAGUACUGGCAGCAGGACAAAUGGACUGGCUGUUUUCCUGUAAAGUGGCACAUUGUAAAAGAUAUACCCAACAGUUUGUUGAAGCACAUUACCCUUGAGAACAAUGAGAACAAGCCUGUGACUAACAGCAGGGACACACAAGAGGUUAAGUUAGAGCAGGGGCUUAAAAUGAUCAACAUAUUUAAGGAGCACACCAGCAAAACAUGCAUUUUGGAUGACUUUGGAUUCUAUGAGAAACGACAGAAGAUAAUUCAGGAGAAAAAGGCCAAGCAACAGCAAUUCCAGAAACCUGUAGUGGAAGUAAGACCUAAUGAUGAGAAGAAAGAACUGGUUAAUGGUUCACAUGAGUCAGUGGAGUCUCCCUCUGAGGCGGCUAAGGAACCUUCUCCGGCUGUUCAGUCCAAUGGGGACCUGAAGCAUUUAGAGAAUGGAUUGACUAGUAAAACUGAAGAUGAUACAAAGGUGAGUAAGCCAGUUGCCUUAGAGAAAAAAAUUACUGCUAACGGGAUUGCCAAUGGUUAUUAGCUUUUAGCAUGCACCAGCAGUCCUAUGGUCUUGUAAGAAAUUAAAAGGUAAUGCCAUAAGUUUGCUGGAGGUAUUAUAACCGCUGGCGAUCUCUAUGAACCUUUGGACUGCUGUUGGGAAGCUCACUUGUUGAUAUACUUAAACUAAAGACAAAUGGAGAAUGACAGUGAGAAUCUCUGGUUCCGGUUAGCCUUCGAUGCGAUGGAUCUGUUCUAAAUAGUGGUUAGCUCCUGACAAGUUUUCAUUCCGUAGGAGUUUGGGUUUAGGGUUCUUCUCUUUUUUUUGGUGGCUUUUUUUAUAUUAUUGUUUUGGUCUUUUAUUUUUUUUGACCUUUUUUCUUCUUAUUUUACUUCAAACCUUAUGUUGCCUUUUUCUGUUUAUGAUUAAUAUUUUUGUGCUUUUACCAGUGUGGUCAAUUUCCUGCCUUGUAAAUCUAGUUCAAGUUUAAUGUGAUUGUAUUUGUAAAAGAGCUAGAAGCUUGGUGGGAAGGUGGUUCCAAUAUAGUGGAGUGAAAGAGUUCUAUUUUUGCACCUA